AUGGACUCCUUUGCUGAUAUCUCAAAGAAAUCAUUCCACACUCGCUCAAACAGCUUGCCCUUGAGGCCACAUCCAGUCGUCGACGACGUCGAUGAACAUCUCUGCAGAUUGAAGGCCUCUGCAGCCACUUCUACAUCAUCUUCUUUGAGCCAAAAACUUGGAAAAGUUCAGGAUUUGCAUGAUUCCAUUGAUAAUUUACUUCUUUUGCCACUCACCCAUCAAGCUCUUGUUGACAACGAAUCGGUCGACGACUUGUUGGAAGGAUCACUCGAGCUCGUGGACUUGUGUGCUAUGGCAAAGGAUGUAUUAUCACAAAUGAAAGAAUGCACACAUGAACUCCAAUUUGUUUUACGUAGAAGAAGAGGAGAUGACAUAACAAAUGAUGUUCAAAAGUAUUUGAACUCAAGAAAGAUUAUGAAGAAAACAAUCCACAAGGCUUUGAAAGGAAUGGAAAAAUCAAGUUCCAAGAAAAGUGAUGAAAGUUCAGACAUUGUUACCUUGUUAAAACAGGCAGAAGCAAUCACAUAUAGCACCAUUGAAUCCUUAUUGUUCUUUAUGGCUGGACCGAAGUCGGUAUCAAAGGCGAGCCGAUGGUCUAUGGUUUCCAAGCUGAUGCAACCCAAGAGAGUAGCCUGCAAAGAGGAAGGCUCAAAUACAAACUUAGUAGAGAUGGUGGAUGCUACAUUAUCUUCGAUCAAAAGUCAAAAAUCUAAUGUCCUACAAGUUGAAGAUGUGCAGAACUUGGUGAGGGAACUGGAUUCGAGCGUCGAUGAACUUGAAGAUGAUCUCGAGCGUCUAUAUCGACGUCUUAUCAAGAAUAGAGUAUCGUUUCUCAACAUCCUAAAUCACUAA
Cucurbita maxima (winter squash) is the source of this 852-nucleotide messenger RNA. RefSeq lists its product as uncharacterized. Gene Ontology annotation, biological process: shoot system development; root development. The transcript has a single exon. NCBI's taxonomy places the organism in Eukaryota, Viridiplantae, Streptophyta, Magnoliopsida, Cucurbitales, Cucurbitaceae. The coding region runs from base 1 to 852 and encodes 283 amino acids. The record is from RefSeq and is a predicted model, not a curated record.